AUGUCAAAGUCAACCGUCCCGAUUCGUAGAAAGCCGUGAGUUUUGACCGCUGACGUUCUGUGUGUUUUCACACUCAAAACCUCUCAUUAGUGUGUUCCUUUAGUUCGUGCGUCGUCCAAAUCAAAAAUGGGUGUCUUAAAAACCUGUCUCUUAUUCACCCUCGUCUGUCUCGUCGCCGCCGAUAACGGUGACGUGCCUCCUGGCCCACCUUUACCUCUCAAUAGCACAGAAAGUCCAACAUCCUCAUCAACACCCAGCACCUCCACCUCCAGUACCACAGCGAAACCCACAACCACUUCUACUACUCCAACAACAACCACCACCACCACAACCACAACCACCACCCCCAAACCCACCACCACUACCACCAAAUCCACGACCACCUCUACCACCCCCAAACCCACCACCUCCACCACUAAACCCACAACCACGUCCACCGCUAAACCCACAACCCCGGCCCCGGUGAACCCAGUCGGUAAAUGGGUCGUCAACGACACCACAACUAAGAAGACCUGCCUCAUUCUGGAAGCCGAACUCAACAUCGACCUCUACUACAAAGUCGGCAACGCCACCAAGAACAUAACAGUCCAGGUGCCAUCGACCGCGGACGCCAGCGGCCUCUGCGGGAACCUCACCGAAAACAUAACCCUCUCGUUGGGUAUUCCCAAUGCCGUCAAUUUCAACUUCAAAAAGAACAACGAUACGAAGAAGUACGACGUGGAGACGGUGAUCGUGAUGUUGAACGUGACCCUGCCGGGAGACAAAGAUAGCCGAAUUUUCACGUUUUCACAUAAUAAGAAGGAAUUUUCGACGCCGGUGAGCAAUUCGUACAAGUGUGCUAAGGAGCAGAAGUUGAAUAUGACGGCUUCUGGGGCGGAACAGGACUAUUAUGGGAUGCUGCGAGUGAGUCACCUCCAGGUUCAGGCGUUCCGGGAUUCGAACAGUACGAAAUUUGACGAGGCCUUGGACUGCGCAAGCUCCGAAACCCCCGACGUGGUGCCAAUCGCGGUAGGCUGCGCCCUCGCCGCCCUGGUCAUCAUCGUCCUAAUCGCCUACUUGAUCGGAAGAAGAAGAUCGCAAGCUCGCGGUUAUCUCUCCAUGUUCGCGCAAAAUAAAAGAGAAGAGGAUUACAUCCCGAUGAAAAAUUUAUCGUGCUUUAACUAAAAAAGAAAACGCUUAUUAUUGUUAAUGUAAGUGCUCGGAAACGACGAGCAAACUGUUGCGAAAGAGUGAUAUUAUUUGGAUUCGUCCUGUAGUCUUUUAGUUCUCAAUUUUGAUACGAAAUGUGAUUCUAUUGAAAUAUUGUGAUACUAGGGUUAAAUUUAUUUAUUAUUUCACUAGAAUCUAGUCGAGUGAAUGUGACAUGUAUUUAACUCGUCCAUCUGAUGAAUAUGUGCACAUUUAUUCAGUAUUAGAGGUAGGACCCAUUUAUACAGUUAAUAUUUUACACAGUAGAUGCACGCUUAUUACCGUGUUUCAUCAGUUUGACUUUUGUAUUUUGUUCGAUUAUUCAUUAAAAUGUUGUUCGUUUAUUUUGGGAUUGAUUUUUUCAAUACCUUACUUAAGCCGUCGCCUACGUCGGACGACAAAAAGCCUAGAAACGCACACCAAAUACUUACAUUAUUAUUAUUAUCGUUACUUAGUUUUACACAUCACUCUUAACACAGUUUCGACAAAUACUGUAACGGCGGCGGGAGGUAUUUAUAAUUUUAAAAAAUACUUAAUUAUUUCCAACAGCUUUAAAAAAGUGAUAACGAAUAAUGACCAACCACUGUGGAAACAAAAUGAACGAGAAUAAGAGAGUAAAAAAAUGGAGAAAGUGUUAUACUAAAUUAAAGAGAAUUUGAAUUGGCUUAUGAAAAAAGAAAAAAAUGUCAAUGGCAUUAGUUGGUAAUCUCCAGGCCAAGAAUCCUAAAUCAAGCACCACAUUCGAUUGGUGGAUCGGAUGGAUACCUUUUGAUGUGACUGAUGUUAGUUUUUGUUCGAAGGAGCAAAAAUUUUGAAACUUUGGAACAGUAUACAAAUUAAUGUAAUAAAUUCAUUUUUUGUAAAUUUCUUGAAUGUAUGAUAUCACCAAUUCCAAGCUGGCAACUGCAGCAUAAAACCGUGCCAUAAAGCAUAUCAACAAAUUUUUUUGUUCUAAUGUGUAUUCAAAAUAUUGAGGUUGUGUUCGUUACCGUCCAAGUAGUUCCAAUUUAACCCAACGAUGGCGCCACCGCAGAUUUUAAAAUUUUUGACAGCCUGAUUCACUGAGGUUGAAAAUCCAGUAUUGUAGAUAAACAUUCACAUGAGAACGCCAACUCGAGUGCUUCAGAAAGAAUUCGAACCUUAAUUCCGACAAAAAUUUUUAUAGUUAUAGAUCGACUUAAAGACAGACAUUCCGCAAUUAUUGUCCUCACCAAGUGAGUAAAGUAAAACCCGUCCCUUUGAUUUUCGCGAUCAGUUGAUUUUGGAGUUGAAGAAAUAAUUGUGGAGAGAUUUUAUAAAUUUUGGCUUUUGUUGGACUUCUUUUGGGAAUCUAGCAGUUUGUACGAAGAAUUUUACACGCCUGUCAAAAUCUAUCGGGGACAUAUCAAAAACGUGAUCGACAAAGACAUCCGUUUAGAUCCUUAUGUUUUUCCAGCUGGAUGCGACGUCGUCAUCCCUAUAGGCCAACUCCACAACGACCCGAAAGUCUGGCCUGAACCUAAAAAAAUUCAACCCUGAGAGAUUCGCACCAGGGGAAAGUGCCAAGAGGCUCUUUCAUCCCUUUCAGUUUCGGGGUUAGGAAUUACAUAGGUUUCAAGUAUGGAAUGAUGUCUGCGAAGUAUAUUCUAGCGAGUAUUUUGAGGGAGUUUAAGGUGAGAAGUGUGGGUUUAGAGACGCUGGAUGAUAUCGAGUGGGAAUUUAUUGUGGUUUUGAAACCCAAGAAUAGUCGGCUGGUUUUUGAAAAAAGAACGCAUUGAGGGAGUUUAUAAAUGUUUUAUGUAAUGUAAAGCGAUUAAAUUUUAUCUAAGUAUA
Messenger RNA from Zophobas morio, 3000 nucleotides. Its product is annotated as lysosome-associated membrane glycoprotein 1-like. Lineage: Eukaryota; Metazoa; Arthropoda; Insecta; Coleoptera; Tenebrionidae. The record is from RefSeq and is a predicted model, not a curated record. Gene Ontology annotation, biological process: establishment of protein localization to organelle. Gene Ontology annotation, cellular component: late endosome membrane; plasma membrane; lysosomal membrane. Bases 127 to 1164 code for a protein of 345 amino acids. The transcript is spliced from 8 exons.